Molecule: messenger RNA, 1038 nt
Organism: Aspergillus chevalieri
Lineage: Eukaryota; Fungi; Ascomycota; Eurotiomycetes; Eurotiales; Aspergillaceae
Product: zinc-dependent alcohol dehydrogenase family protein
Exons: 2
Coding region: 1-1038 (345 amino acids)
Molecular function (GO): oxidoreductase activity
Source: RefSeq, a predicted model, not a curated record
AUGAGCACCCAAACUGUCCUCAGAUUGACUGCCCGGGACACUUGGGAGAAGCUUGCCGAGUACCAAGAAUCCGUUCCAUCUGCUAGCAAACAUGAAGUUUUGAUCAAAAUCCGGAGUGUUGCCUUGAACUACCGAGAUGUCGCUAUCUCUACUGGAAAGUAUCCGUUUCCAGUCAAAGACCAAGUCGUCCCUGCCUCUGAUGCAGCUGGCGACGUGGUUGGCGUUGGCGAGGGCGUUUCAGGUUUCUCACAAGGCGACAAGGUCGUCAUUGCAUUUGACCUGGCGACGCUGUAUGGUCCCAUAAAAUCGUGGGCUACUGGUCUAGGUGGACCUAUUGACGGUGUCUUGAGAGAGUAUAUCUCAGUCCCUGUCAAUGCUGUUGUGAAAAUACCGGAGACAUCUACCCUCAGCUAUGCGCAGUGGGCCAGUAUGGUUUGCACUGGUGCUACUGCUUGGAACUCCCUGUAUGGAGUUAAUCCCCUCAAGCCGGGCCAGACCGUUCUCUUUCAAGGAACGGGCGGUGUAUCUAUCACGGGUCUUGUAUUGGCGAAAGCCGCUGGUGCACGCACCAUCAUUACAUCCUCGUCCGAUGAGAAGCUCAAAUAUGUCAAGGAAAAGUACGGAGUCGACCACACGAUCAACUAUAAGAAAACACCCGACUGGGCCGCCGAAGCACAGAGAAUCACCGGCGGUGAAGGCGUCGACUUCAUCCUGGAGAAUGGAGGCUCUGGAACCAUCAAGCAAUCUAUCGAAGCUAUUGCUUACGGUGGUGUGAUCUCCGUUAUCGGUUUCCUCUCUUCGGCGCCGCAGGAGGAGAUGCCAGAUGUUGCGAUUCUGGCGCUGGGCAAGGGUGCUAUUGUUCGUGGAAUUAUGGUCAGUUCGAAGCAGCAACUUGAGGAGGCAGUGCGUUUUGUCGGCGUUCACGAUCUCCCAGUGCCUGUUGAGAAGUCUUUUAAUUUCGGACGUGACUCGGUUGUGGAGGCUUUCAACCAUCUCACGGGAGGUCAGCAUAUCGGUAAGGUGUGCAUUGAGCUCUAG